UGCAGUCGCGCAGUCGCAGUGUGCAGUGAUGCGUGUAGCAGUGAUAGGGGCCGGAGCAUCAGGACUUUGUGUCGCUCGUCAUCUCACUGUAAACAGCAACUUUUCAUAUGUUGUGUAUGAGCAGACAGGAAAUGUCGGAGGUACCUGGGUAUACACUGAGGCUACCGGCUCUGAUGAUUAUGGGUUACCGGUUGCCUCGGCCAUGUACAAAAAUUUGAGGACGAAUUUACCUACUAAAACCAUGGAAUUUCCAGAUUACCCAUUCCAUAAUAAAAAUUCAUUUGCAGCUGGACGAGAAGUUUUACAAUAUCUGGAAGAUUAUAGCAACCACUAUGAGUUGCAGAAUUACAUUAAGUUUUUCCACCAUGUUAAACAAGUAAAACCCAAAGAUGGGAAAUGGGAGUUGCUAAUUGUUGAUCUUCCGAAUAACCGAGAAUUUAUUGAUCAAUGUGAUGCUGUCGCUGUUUGCAUCGGACACUAUAGUGUUCCAAGAGUGGGGGCUUUUCCGGGACUUGAGAGUUUCCAAGGAAUCGUUCAACACAGCCACUCUUACAGGACUCCUGAACGGUUCACUAACAAGACCGUGCUCGUCUGUGGGGGUGGACCUUCUGGAGUAGACAUCUCCUUUGACCUCGCAAAGUUCGCUUCCAAGGUGUACUUCAGCCAUCGAGAAGUCAAGAAAGGCGUGUAUCCUGAUAAUGUUGAGGAGGUUCCAGUUGUCAAAGAGGUUCUCAGUGAUCACGUUGUCUUUCAAGAUGGUGCAGCUUCUGGACGUAUCGAUGCUAUUCUUAUAUGUACAGGUUACAACUACUCGUUCCCGUUUCUCUCUCCUGAAUGUGGCAUCACUGUUGUUGAUGGGAGAUAUGUUGAGCCACUCUACAAUCAUCUUAUCAACAUCAAUCAUCCCACAAUGGCUUUCAUCGGCAUUCCUUUCAGGACAUUCAUUUUCCCAAUGUUCCAUCAACAGGUCAAGUUCUUUUUAAAAUCACUGAGCGGCACGUUCCAACUACCAAGUCGAGAUGAAAUGAUGGCUGAACUGGAAGAAUAUGUAAGGAAAAAACAAGACCGUGGAAUACCUCUUAAGUUUUAUCAUGAAAUCCAUGACGAGGUCAGAACUUACAUACAGCGGCUUGAGUCGAUGGCAUCAUUAGAACCUCUUUCUCCCAUCUACUUCAAUAUAUUCUACGCAACAACUGAACUUCGGAAAAAAUACCUGGAUUGUUACAGAGAGGCUAAUUUUGAAGUGGUCGAUGACUUUUAUUUCAAAAUCUCUGGAGUACCAGUUGAUAAGGAAGAGCUGAUUAGUAAUAAAUACCAUAUUAGACCUGUUAGUAGUAAUUUGUAAGUCAUCUCUGUGAUGGAGCAUGUAUUAAGGAUAGUGAAAUAGACAUUCCAUCUAAACUUCUAAACGAGCUGUAGCUGAAACAUCUUAUCUUAUCUAACAGGGGCAGGUCGAGACCUUAAAGCACUUCAUCCGAAAUCGAAUUAUUGCCAGACAAUUGCUUUUUUUGUUGACCUACAAGUUAAGGCGCCCAAUGAAUGCCUGUAGCUUCCCAAUUAGUUCAUCCUCAGGAAGAUGUCUACCUCUAGCCAUAUUUCCAAGAGUUAUCAAUCUAGCGUCAGAGAGCUCGUUACAAUCAAAGAGUAAGUGAUCAGCUGUCUCUUCUGACCUAUCACAGUACCUACAGAUCGGUUCACCAUCAUAUAAGCCCAUCCGUUGUAGAUGUUUCCUGAAUCUCCCAUGACCAGUUAUCAGUUCAACAGUUAAUUUAAUUCUUCGUCUGUCUAGUCUCAAGAGGUCAGAGGCGACCUUUUUGGAAGGCCUAAACAGAGUAAGCUUGCUGACCCUAAGAAGGGGAACAUCGACCCAGCGUUUGCGUUGCUUUUCCUUGGCCCAUGGCGCAAUCGCAGAACAUGCACUGUUUCGUGAGAUGCCACAGAAGGAUUGUGGGCCUAUCAUUGUUGUAGCAGAGGCAGUAUUUGCCAAUCUAUCUGCAGCUUCAUUACCUUUUAUGCCUGAGCGUCCGGGCACCCAGCAAAGCGUAAGGUCAUUUCUCCUACCCAACUCAGACACAGAAGCAAGAAAGUCCCACACGAGCCUGGAGUUGAAUUCGUAAGAGUUUAGUGCUUUUAAGGUCGCUUUACUAUCAGUAUAGAUAUUGAUUGUUUGUCUCUGAUAUUUUUGUUAAGAUGUUCUCGAGCACAAACCAGAAUGCCAGUGCCUCCAUUUAUACAAUGCCCACCUGCUCCAGUGCCCCCAUUUUUUAUCUUAGAACCAUCAGUGUAGCAUUCUAAAUCACCUGUGGGUAUGAGUCCUUUUCCGCCAGACCAAUCCUUCCUAUCUGCAGUGGCGUAGCCAAGGGGGGGGGGGGGGUUUUGGGGGUCAUAACCCCCCCCCUUGACAAAAGGAUUUUGCCGUGAUUGUGAAAGAUAUUUAGGAUUUUGACCAUAAAAACUCCUAAUACUGUAUAAAUGAACAUUAUUGUGAUGAUUAAUUUGCUUUUCACAUAAUAAAAAUACAAUUACAGUAGUAUUGCACAAUCAUGAUAAGUUGUCAUUAACCUUGGUUAGUAAUACAGUAUAAACUAGCGUUUAAAACCACACCUAACUCAAACAAAAAAUAAAAAACCGUACAGCAAUAAAUCACGUAAAGAACAGAACAAUAGAAAGUCUAGUAAGUUAUACUGCUACUUAAUUUGUAAGUAUUGUUAGCCUACUUGUAGUAAGUAGGGUACUGAUACGACCUGUUUUUAAACGGAAUAAUGUCGAUAAAAUAUUAAUAACUAUAUAACUCAUAAAAAAGUAUAAAAUUAUAGUACCGUAACCUUUUUAAAGAUUAUAACAUAACAACACUAAUAGUAAGAUGAAGGUAGAACAAUUAAUGACAUAAAAACAUUGCUUACUCAUUCUCUUAGAUUGUCUAUUCUUUCUUUUUAUCCACACAUUUAUUAAGUUUCCUUGGUUACUGAUCAGUAAUUACCCAGUCACAAGCAUUAUGGUCAACCAUUGUGACAUAGUGAACAGCAGACAGACAGUGAUGUGUUUUGUACUAGGCCGGUUUCACACGAGCCACAAAGCGCCCGACAAUCGCGAAACGCCGUUUCUGACUGUGAAUGGCGCGCUUGUCGCGCGAGAAUCGCAACCUGGCGCAGAAAAGAAGAGCCCCAUUCACUUAACAUUGGAACGCGGCGUGCCUUUCACACGAAGUGGCGUCUUUUUGCGUUUAAGGCUAGAACGCGUUGCAAUCGCAUGCAGUGGCUCUGUUCUCGACAAUUUUGGCGUUUGUAGCUGGUUAUUGCCACUCAGACAGUCAAAACAACCAGUCACCCUGUUUUGUUAAGAUUUUUUUUUACUUUUAUAACAUUAAGUUAUAUCUGACUUUGACACAGACCGUUUUAUCGUAGAAGUAGGGUGUAGGCCAGUGUUGUGGGACCAAGAAUGUAUAGAUUACUCAAAUAAUUACUCUAUGACGUCGUACCGCAUGAAGAAGCAUUAUAAAAAAUAAGUCUUCUUUAUCGCCCAUUGUAGCACUGAACUGCGCUUGUAGUCUUUCCAAGCGGACUGGUGUUUUGGUUUAAAUUUCAGGGAGGUGCGGUAUGAAAUGGCGAUAAACUGAUGGAAAUCGUGGAAUCAUGUUUUUGCCAUCUGAAAGGUCCCACGCGAUUGAGCGCUGCCAGUGGCGCGUUUCUGCCGACGAUUGUGGCUCGUGUGAAACCGGCCUAAGGAGCAGACGUCUGUCAGUGCCGUGCAAGCGCAUAGCUUGACCUUGAAGCUAUCGACCGAUACUUCAUCGUUAUGCUUCCAUUUUAAUUUUGUCAAAUAAACAACUGUGAUGUUUCCAAAUCAAUAAUCUGGAAAACUACUGCAUACAAAUAAUGGUCGAAAAAUGUUUAGCCUAAAUAUUUUUAACACAAUUUAUAACUUUUCUUGCGAAUUUCAAAUGGAUAAUGAGGUUAGGUAACAUAAUUUUAGAGGCAUCUUUAGGUUAUUGACCAUAGUUGAUCCACCGCCUGGUUAAAGUUUUUAGUAAUAGACAAUACAUAACGUACUGAAUAAACUGGACCUGGUUAUGCUUAGUUCUCAAGUGGAACUGUGCAUAUGAAGAACGUUGAAAAAUAAAAUGUAUUAGAGGGUGCAAAUAACAAAUCUACUACUAACUGUACCUAAUUACAUUUUUAAAUGACAUCUUACACUUGAUUUUUAAAUUUUAUUUGUUAUUUAGUUAUUAGUUAUUAGCUAUUACCCAUUAGUUAUUUUUUAAAUUAUUUAUUUCAUAGGUUACAGCUGCGGCCCUCAAACCCCCCUCCAUAUCAGCUAUGUGAAAACCCUUUGACACAAUCCUGGCUACGCUACUGCCUAUCUGGUAUUAGUACUUUGAAAGGCUUUCCAAAGGAGUAUUUUUUGGACAUGUGGUCUGAAGGCAAGUCCAAUUCAUCAUUAUGUACCACCUGAACAAUUUUGGAGUGCUCUUUAUUGUUUCCUGAGGUGUUAGCUGAAACAUAAUUAAACCCAUUACAGAGUGAGCUAAUAAAGCUCUAUUUUCUCUUUCGGUUUUUUCAUACCUUAAUAGUUAUUACUUGGAUGCUUUUCACAAUAGAUUGCCAUUUGAAUUUGUCAUGAUCAAACAUAGGCAAUAAUGUAAGAAAACAGUGUUUUAUCUGCUUUUGGCAGCUCAAUUGACCCAAGUUCUUUAUACUGAACAUGGAAACAACGCUGACCUUGAAUGGAGUGUCCACUACACACCAAUAUAAAGGGUAGUUAUAGCAAUUUCUUAAUGUUUAAGGGUUAUAUUAAACUGACUACCUCACUGUAAAAUGAGCAACUGAACACAAAAUAGGAUAAUUUUUUAAAUGGUAUAAUAUCGCAAAUAAUUUGUAGCCUGUAUCUUCAAGAUAUUUUAUUUAAGUCUGCAAAGGUGUAAAAAGCAAUAUUUUUCUCCACAUUUUUUUUAUAAGCUUAUUGACACCUUCACAUCGUUGUAACAACUAAUUAAUGUUAUUGACCACUUUUGAUUAUUUUCUUACGUUAUCGCAGUACCUUAUUUAUCAAAUCUCUGUGUGGAAUGGGAUAACAACUAGAUGCUCUGUAACGUAAGAUUUUAAAACGUUACAUACUAUUGUUUCUGAUAUUUUGUUUUCCAUAACUUUAUAUUGUUAUUCUGAUGUGAUAUUAUAGUUCAAAGUUACAUUGUAUAUCAACAUUUUAUGUAAUAUAUUAUUGUUAUCUAUGUCGGGGUGAGGGAUGUAUAUUUUUAUACCUUUGAUGAAAAUCAAACAUUAAUUGUGAUAUGCAAACGUUCAUAUUUUAAUUUUACAUUUGUGGAAGCAUAAUAAAUAUAUUAUUUUUGUUUUUA
Molecule: messenger RNA, 5353 nt
Organism: Macrosteles quadrilineatus (aster leafhopper)
Lineage: Eukaryota; Metazoa; Arthropoda; Insecta; Hemiptera; Cicadellidae
Product: senecionine N-oxygenase-like
Exons: 7
Coding region: 29-1345 (438 amino acids)
Molecular function (GO): flavin adenine dinucleotide binding; N,N-dimethylaniline monooxygenase activity; NADP binding
Source: RefSeq, a predicted model, not a curated record